UUACGAAAUCAUUGUAUCGUCAUCAGCGUAGUGCCACGGUUGUGCUCUGGUCGUGAAGACACCUAGUUCAAAAGGCAGAAGCAGCUCCUUGUUCUAGCACAGUAUAGUUCCAGAUCCCAGACAACCACAUUCGCACAUCUAGCCAACACUCUCUCUCACACACACAUCUCUAUACGACGUCGGCCUGCAAAAGUGGAGUGAAGGAAGAAGAAAAUUUUCCUCGGUCGGUACAUUUCGGUGAAAGAGCAAAAGAGAAAGAAUAGGCAAAAAUUGAUUUUUUUUGCUGGCUGGAAUUUUCUCGCCACAAACGGAAAAAGUAACCAAAACAGGUCGAUUCCGGCCUACUGUUGAUAACGCUUUUGUUCGUUGCAUCGAUCAGUAGUGCGGACUCCUCGCUCUCUUCGGAAGUGAAGUUCUCGAUUCUGACAGUGUGUGACAUUUGGUAAACGAAGAAGGUGCAGAUCAAGCGACGCUGAGUGAGGAAAAAGUUCGUCUAAAUUUGGAAGUGUUUGGUGAAUUGCUGCGUGCGUGAGCGUGUGUGUGUUUGUUAACAGCACGCCUCCAAAGCAAAUUUUAAUUGUGAAAGCAGGGUAAAAGUACAGCCUCAAAAUUACUACUUCAAUCAUGACCAACAAAGUGCUGGCAGCCGUACAAGAUCUACAAAAACAAAAUGGCGAAUCGCAGCAGAACACCACUGCAGCGUCAUCCGGAUCGGACAACGCACGCACCAACCUGAUCGUGAACUACCUCCCACAAACAAUGACUGAGGAGGAGAUCCGUAGUCUUUUCUCUUCGGUGGGGGAGGUAGAAAGCGUCAAGCUGGUUCGGGACAAGAACGUCAUCUACCCGGGUCAACCGAAGGGGCAGAGUUUGGGGUACGGCUUUGUGAACUUCCACCGGUCUCAGGAUGCUGAACAGGCGGUGAAUGUGCUGAACGGGUUGCGGCUGCAGAACAAGGUUCUGAAGGUGUCCUUUGCCAGACCCAGCUCGGAGGGCAUCAAGGGUGCAAAUCUGUACAUCUCGGGUCUGCCCAAAACCAUCACCCAGGAAGAGUUGGAGAUUAUCUUCCGGCCGUACGGAGAGAUUAUUACGAGCCGUGUGUUGGUACAGGAUGGCAAUGAUAAGCCAAAGGGUGUUGGGUUCAUUCGUUUCGAUCAGCGCAAGGAAGCUGAACGGGCUAUUGCUGCACUGAAUGGAACGACCCCGAAGGGAUUGACCGACCCGAUUACGGUCAAGUUCUCCAACACUCCCGGACAAAACUCGACCGCUAAGAUUGUGCAACCGGCGCUGCCCACUUUCCUGAACCCGCAGUUGACACGCCGGCUGGGUGCCAUUCAUCAUCCGAUCAACAAGGGAUUAGCUCGUUUCUCGCCGAUGGGUGGCGAAGUGCUGGACAUGAUGUUGCCGACGGCCCCAACCAACGGACUUGGCGCGGUCGCACCGUCGGGCGGCUGGAGCAUCUUCAUCUACAAUCUCGCUCCGGAAACUGAGGAAAACACGCUGUGGCAGCUGUUUGGCCCGUUCGGUGCCGUUCAGAACGUCAAGAUCAUCAAAGACUCCGCCACGAACCAGUGCAAGGGCUACGGAUUCGUCACGAUGACCAAUUACGAGGAGGCCAUGCUGGCGAUCCGAUCGCUCAACGGAUACACCCUAGGCCAGCGGGUGUUACAAGUCAGCUUCAAGACCAACAAAUCAAACUCCGGAUUGGGCGAUCAUUAAAGAUCAUUGUAGGAAGUAAAUCAAGCGCCUCAGGACGCUACCCCCUUGCGCGGCAGUAAUGGUCAUCCACCAUCCACACCCCCUUGUGAGUAAAUCGAAAGAGAGUUUUGAGUGAGUGAGCAAAUACAACGGUGCAAUAUUUCACUCACACACGCACGUAAAAGCAACCAUAUACAUAUACAAACACACAGACACAUACUAAAUAUUACCAAUUGCGAGCUUGUUGUGGAGGGUGCCGACAUUCGAUGCAACGACGACGCGAGGGUGCGUUCCGAGGAGUUUGAAUUUUUCCGACUUUUCAUACAAAACGCGCGCGCGAGCUGAGCUGAGCGCAUGCGGAAGAUCAAAGCCAGUGUCGUGAAAAUCACACAACUCACCCCCUCAACUCGACGCUCAGCUCUAACUCACACUGACACGUGUCCAAAGCCAGAGAGAUAGAUGACAUCAAACAAAAAUACGCAGCAGACAGGCAGACAGCACUGAGCUGGAAACAAGUAUGUGUGCACUUCCCUCCUUCUCUCUCUCUCUCUCUCUCUCUAUCUAUACAUGAUCCGUAGUAACGUACAAUUUCUCCUUGUUGGAUUACAUAUUAUAUACAAUUUUAUGCAUUCACGUUUUAAGCAAUCACAUCUUUACGCUUGCUCUUACUUGCUCGCAGCACAUCCGCUAAUCAUCUCUUGUUGGCGCUCUUGAGCGAGUUUCCAAACCUAUUGCCAUCUAGCACAUGUUCUCUUUCCGGCUCCGUCACACACAGGCGACUAAUAAAGCGACUAAUUCAGUGUUUCGUUUCGUCGUAUUCUUCCUCUUCUAAGGCAGCCCGACACUUAAAUAGAAUGAGCAGCUGGAAAAGUGAUGAUAACGUGUGAUGAGAUCAGAGUAUAAUAGAGGAGAUGCUCUGCUGCGAAUUUUUGAAAUGUCUUCAAUCUAGUUGGCUUGGCGCAAAUUACACAGAAAUUUGAAUUAGAUCCGAUUAAGUUCAAGAUUUUACGGUGGAAAAAAAAGAAAAGGAAACCAUUUUUGAUGGGGCUUCCUGAAGGAGCUGGUAGGAGGCUAGUUAACAAAUCCAACCAACACACAAGCUUGACAAAGCUCGUUGACACGACGAAAACGACGAUCAAUAAGUAACAACAGCAGACAUGCCAAGAAUGUCUGCUGGAUUUAAAAUAAAACUGAAAGAAACACGAAAUUCUAGUCAAAAGAAAAAGAAAUUUUUACAAAAGCAUAUUAGACAGCAUAGGAUCUUUUACGCUAUAGUCAUAAAUGUCCCACACGCCCCUUGGUAACAAAUACACACGUAUUGCAAGAACUAUUAAGCUAAAAUAAAACCAAGGAGGAUGUGCAUUUUCGCUGAGUGUUACAACAGUGAAAGUGGUACUGCAAUAUUUAUUUAAAAAGAAAACAUGCAAACUAUUACAUACCAAUGUCACGACACACAGUUUUCUUUUUUUCACACAUCCACGUACAGCUAUCACGAGCAGCCAUUUGUCUAAAUUUGGCAGAGCAUAACAGGCAAGCAAGAAAGCUAUGAUGAGAGACGAUACAAGAUAGUAUGAUUAAAGUAAUAUUUUAGGAAAAUUUUAUUUAUUUUUACAACUAAUUUAUUUAAAAAAGCAAAAACAAUGGGGUAACCGACGGUUAAUGUGUAAGAAAAGCAAACUAUUUGCUGAAAGUAAAGCAAAAAUAUAAACAUUGUAAUUUCAACUACAUGAAAGCAAAUAAUGAAAUGAAUAACCGCAAGUAUGUGCAUGAAACAAGCAAAGAGAUCUCAUUCUAGUAUAAAACUUAACGUGGUUAAAUGUAGAGGAGAAUCCCACACACACAAAAAGGAAGGAAGCAGAGCCAUUUAGUCAAAUUGAGAUAUUCUGUGGAGAGUCAUUCCUUUACACUGUGAAAGUAAAACAAACGCGCAAAUCGAAAGAGACACAAAACAAACGACAAAUGAAACGUACUUAGAAGAAUAUAGAAAGAAUGAAAUGACAAAGUUGAAUUACUGGGUUUUUAUCACUCAAAGUUGGGAAGAAAUUCAAUUUGUUACAAAGCAUUAAUGUUUUGUUUUAUGCCAACAGUUUUUAUGGCUAAUUUAUUUUUCAAAUCAACAGUCCGAGGACAUUUAAUAGACUUUUUAUACAAAAAAGAGACAAACUUAAAAUGGAAUACACGUGCUGAAACCCACCACUGACUACGAUUUAUGUUGUCUGUGUUAUUUUUUGGAGAAAAUUAAAUAAUUUUGAGCAGCUUUCCGGAAAAGUUUGCGACCAUUGGAAGUAAAGUAUUAUCAACAAGCCGCAAAGCGAAUGAAAAGGUACAUUUAUCAAGAUAUUCACACAACACUAAAUGGAGAUAACCAACGGUAUAAGCAGCAAACAGAUGCAUAAAACUUUCGCACAGUAAUUUUUAAGGUGAACGUAAAACCAGCUAUUUGAUAUACACAAAACAAAAAUACUCCCACUUCUUUUCUCUCUGAAACAAAAAUGAUAUUAAUCUUAAGGUUAACAUCAUUGCAAUUCCUUAAUUGUUCGUCCUCAGCUUAAUUUAUUAAACAAAAUAUUUAUUCAUUUUAAAGUAACAUUGCUUUGCAUUUAAAUCUACACAAAACAAAAACUUUCGUAAUUUCUAGUCGUUGCCAACAGUACGGCGCUUGGAAACGGCCUACUGUUGGUACUUAAAAAACGAGCGAAAAGUUUCAUGGAACCGUUCUAUUACUUUAAAGAAACAACAACACCCCAACACCCGAAUCUAUUCCAUAAAACUGUGAUAAGAGCAAAACAAGAACAAAAACAAAAAAACUACUUUAAGAAUGCGUUGACACAAGUGCAAAUAUUUCGGCUCGAAGUUUUAACCUGCGGCGCAGCAACCCGUGCCGCUGCCGCGUAUAUUUUUAGUUCUCAACUUUACUUAUUCCCACGACUCUUGUUGCAAAUUUGCACGCGCGGAUCUAAGCAGGCUCGCGCGUGAAGAAAGGCAUCUCUUCCCUUUUGACAUUUGACAGCGACAUGCACCCAGAGCCAGAGAGCAAAGGAGAUGCUCUUUUUUUUUGUUUUGGCGCUCUCACAUUUGUUCUUCUGUUUUAUUUCAGUUCUUUUUGCGUUUACUUUGUUUUGUUCUGUUCUUCUUUUCAUACGUUCUUUCACUUGUUUAUACGUUUAUUGUAUUUUUUCGUUUGUUUUGGUUUCUUUCGUUUUUAGUGCUACCAUUUUUGAUUUUGGAAAGAUUUGAAGAAGAAAAGAUAAUCUGACACGGAAAUCAUUAUUUGCUUCAGGUUUGACAGUAUUCAAAAACUAAACAAAAGAUCACAAUUCGACAAAUCUGUUCUUUUUAAACGUCAUUCAAUUUUUGUUUGCUUUAUUCUUACUCUUAAGUUGUAGCAGGAAACACACACACACAGGCAAAAUCACGUGCGUAAAAUCACAAAAUGUAAUUUUCUUUUUCUUUAUAUUAUUGUUUCGUAGGCACAAGGCCUUUAUUUUUUCAGUUUAUUUAUUGUUGUUUUCGUCCAUUCAAUUAUUCAGCUUACAUUUAAUAUAUUUUUAUCAUUUCGCCAUUUGGUGGAAAAAAAAUCGAAACAAGAUUUUGCUAUUGAUAGCUUAGUCUUACAGAAAUUUUCUUUCUACCAAAUGGUUUUAUUUAUAAGUUUUCAUAUGGGUUCACACUUUAUUUAUAUUAUUUAUAAGCAUUGUAUUUUUAUUUUAUUUUUAUUUUCGUCUUAAUUUCUCUUUUUCUUUUUCGUGUGUUUUUUUCUUUUCUUUUUUUAUUUUUAGGGUUUAUGUUAGAAACAAUUGAGAGUGAUGUGUGCAAUAGGAUGUGACCAUGUUUUUUUCUUUCUAUCCUACCUUUAAUCUUACUUUACCUACCCAUUCUACUCUUGCUUUUGCUUAGAUUAUCUUAAGGCAACUUAGAAUAUAUUUAGAGCGAAACGGACAGAGAGAAACCUUAUUUAUUGAAACAGAUUUUCACACUUAUUUAAAAACAAAUAGUUUGGGUAGCAAAACAUUAGACAAGUAAGCAUAUUUGUGUAUCACUCUUAUCACUGCACAGACACACUGGCAAUUUUGAGUUUUUGAGUUUAACCAUUUUAAAUUUUUGCCAGCAAACGCAACGUACUCUGUUUAUUUGAGUAUUUUGAAAGCGAGGCGCUAAUUUUUCAUCCUAGUUCCUUAAAACAAUGGGGUCAUAAUUUAAACCAAAAAAAGUGUCCCCGAGAAUCCAGCAAAUUGUGUUGACUAACAAUAAAUUGAGAAAUAAAAUUAUUUGGAAAAAAUCACAAACUCUCACUCACACAAGUACAAACAGAUCAAGAACAACGCUUAAGUGAAAAAUAGCAUUCCCACACAGGUUUUGAACACAACUCGUACUCGUAAUCAGACAAUUUGCUGGAUUGUCCCCCCUUCAAAUGCUAAAGAAAUGCGCUAAAAUAGAAGAAAACAGAAAAAAAACCGUGCUGAAAAUCAGCAAUUUAAACGAAACUAAAAAAAAAAUGCAGAAAGUUAUCACCAAAACCACCAACAUUGUUAUUACAAAAAAACGAUGGCUUGAUUUCUGUUCAGAAUCACAGUUUUUCACUGUAUUUUACUAGGAAGCAAUGUUUCGAACAAUUAUAUAAACACAGAGUAAUACCACCUUAAAGAGGAAAUCGAAGCGACUCUCAAAACAAAACUUUCGAAUAUUAAGCAAAGAAAAAACUGGGAAAAAUACUGAUAUUUGAAACCAACUAUAGAAAUAAUUGUCACAUUUGGUAGCUUCAGUUAUUGUUCCCCCUUCUGGACAGAUAUCUUGAAUGUAAGUGAAACAAUACAACAACAUUUUAACUUAUUGCAGAAAAAGAGAAAGAGACAAAAACAAAAAGAAAACAUUAGGAUAAAACAAAAGCAAAACGUAUAUAAUUACAGCUUUGAUUUGUCAUUAUUUAUAUUCGAAUUAAUCAAUGUAUGAUUUUAUUUUCCCAAAUAUGUUCUUGUGUAUAUAAAAAUUAUAAAACAGAAAAAUCAACAUUAAAAUAGUGAAAAAAAAAAUAUGGAAUACAAUAAAAACUUAUAAUUUA
Messenger RNA from Culex pipiens pallens (northern house mosquito), 6757 nucleotides. RefSeq names its product protein elav (gene elav). The record is from RefSeq and is a predicted model, not a curated record. The coding region runs from base 625 to 1719 and encodes 364 amino acids. NCBI's taxonomy places the organism in Eukaryota, Metazoa, Arthropoda, Insecta, Diptera, Culicidae. The transcript is spliced from 2 exons. Gene Ontology annotation, cellular component: ribonucleoprotein complex. Gene Ontology annotation, molecular function: RNA binding.